GCCCAGCCCUGCCCAGCCCAGGACGCCGGGGCAGAGGGAGCCGCAGUGAGCCGGGCGGGCCGGAGCGCGCCCGCUGCCCGGAGCCAUGGCCGAGACUAAUUUCAAAUUGCUCACAUGUGCUGGCAUCCUCUGUUGCUUGAUAUGGACUGGAUUUGCCCAGCAAGGUGGAAGCGACUGCAUAAAAGCUAAUGCAAAGUCAUGUGGGGAAUGUAUACAAGCAGGACCAAACUGUGGCUGGUGUAAAAAAACAGACUUUUUGCAAGAAGGAGAGCCAACAUCUGCCCGGUGUGAUGACUUGGCAGCACUGAAGAGUAAAGGCUGCCCUAUGGAAGAUAUAGAAAAUCCCAGAGGCAGCAAACAGCUGCUUGAAAAUAGAGAAGUAACAAAUCGUAAGAAAGGUGCUGCAGAGAAGCUGAAACCAGAAGCCAUUACACAGAUCCAGCCACAGAAAUUAUCACUGCAUCUAAGAGUCGGGGAACCCCAGACAUUUUCAUUAACAUUCAAGAGAGCUGAAGACUACCCCAUCGACCUUUAUUAUCUUAUGGACCUCUCCUAUUCUAUGAAAGAUGAUUUAGAAAAUGUGAAAAGUCUCGGAACAGCUCUGAUGUUAGAGAUGGAAAAAAUAACUUCAGACUUUCGGAUUGGCUUUGGCUCUUUUGUGGAGAAAACUGUCAUGCCUUAUAUUAGUACAACACCAGCCAAACUGAGAAAUCCUUGUACAGGGGACCAGAACUGUACAAGUCCAUUUAGCUAUAAAAAUGUGCUCAGCCUUACCAGUGAAGGAAACAAAUUCAAUGAACUUGUAGGUAAACAGCACAUUUCUGGGAACUUGGAUUCUCCUGAAGGUGGAUUCGAUGCAAUAAUGCAGGUUGCAGUUUGUGGGGAACAAAUUGGCUGGAGGAAUGUUACAAGACUAUUAGUGUUUUCCACGGAUGCUGGAUUCCACUUUGCAGGAGAUGGUAAACUUGGUGGAAUUGUUCUGCCAAAUGAUGGGAAAUGUCAUCUGGAAAAUAAUGUGUACACAAUGAGCCACUAUUACGAUUAUCCCUCCAUUGCUCAUCUGGUACAGAAACUUAGUGAGAACAAUAUUCAGACAAUCUUUGCUGUUACUGAAGAGUUUCAGGCAGUCUAUAAGGAACUGAAAAAUCUGAUACCGAAAUCAGCAGUGGGAACAUUGUCUUCAAAUUCCAGCAAUGUGAUUCAGCUGAUCAUUGAUGCAUACAAUUCUCUUUCUUCAGAGGUUAUCCUGGAAAAUACUAAGCUACCAAAAGGAGUGACAAUCAGUUACAAGUCUUUCUGCAAGAAUGGAGUGAAUGGCACACAAGAAGAUGGAAGGAAGUGUUCUAACAUUUCAAUUGGAGAUGAGGUUACAUUUGAGAUUAAUAUAACAGCUAAUGAAUGUCCAAAGAAGGAGCAAAAUGAAACAAUUAAAAUUAAGCCACUAGGAUUCACUGAAGAAGUGGAGAUUAAUCUCCAGUUCAUCUGUGAGUGUCAGUGUCAAAGUGAAGGAGAGCCUAAUAGUCCAGCCUGCCACGCAGGAAAUGGAACAUUUGAAUGUGGUGCGUGCAGAUGUAAUGAAGGACGUAUUGGAAGACUAUGUGAAUGUAGCACAGAUGAAGUAAAUAGUGAGGAUAUGGAUGCUUACUGCAGGAGGGAGAACAGCACAGAAAUCUGCAGUAACAAUGGAGAAUGCAUUUGUGGACAGUGUGUGUGCAAGAAAAGGGAAAACACCAAUGAAGUGUAUUCUGGCAAAUACUGUGAAUGUGACAACUUCAACUGUGAUCGAUCAAAUGGUUUAAUCUGUGGAGGAAACGGAAUCUGCAAGUGCAGAGUGUGCGAGUGUUUCCCCAACUUCACUGGCAGUGCCUGCGAUUGUUCUUUGGAUACUACACCGUGUAUGGCAUCUAAUGGGCAGAUUUGCAAUGGAAGAGGAACCUGUGAAUGUGGCACCUGUAACUGUACAGAUCCCAAAUUCCAAGGCCCCACGUGUGAAACGUGUCAGACUUGCCUCGGUGUCUGUACAGAGCACAAGGAUUGCAUUCAGUGCAGAGCUUUCGACAAGGGAGAGAAGAAGGAGACGUGUUCCCAGGAGUGCAUGUAUUUCAACAUGACACGUGUGGAGAGCCGGGAGAAGCUGCCACAGCCCAACCAGCCCGACCCCCUGUCUCACUGCAAAGAGAAGGAUGUUGAUGACUGCUGGUUCUACUUCACCUACUCUGUCAACUCAAAUGGUGAAGCCCAUGUCCACGUGGUGGAGACCCCAGAGUGCCCCAGCGGUCCUGACAUCAUUCCCAUUGUAGCUGGUGUGGUUGCUGGAAUUGUUCUCAUUGGACUUGCAUUAUUAUUGAUUUGGAAACUACUAAUGAUCAUUCAUGACAGAAGAGAAUUUGCUAAAUUUGAAAAGGAGAAGAUGAAUGCCAAGUGGGAUACGGGUGAAAAUCCUAUUUACAAGAGUGCAGUGACGACUGUGGUUAAUCCUAAAUAUGAGGGAAAAUGAACACUGCUUGUAUAACUUCACAACACUGUAUGCAGUAUAGCAACUUUUGUAGUCACAAUAAGAUAGAUUUAGGGCAAACUGCAGUGAUUUUACUAAUUCAUUACAUAUAGGUUUGUUUUCCUGUGUGAAAAUGUACCAUAUGUAAUUUUUUAUUUUUCUUUUUUUUCAAAA
Molecule: messenger RNA, 2668 nt
Organism: Sturnus vulgaris (Common starling)
Lineage: Eukaryota; Metazoa; Chordata; Aves; Passeriformes; Sturnidae
Gene: ITGB1
Product: integrin subunit beta 1
Biological process (GO): cell-matrix adhesion; cell adhesion mediated by integrin; integrin-mediated signaling pathway
Cellular component (GO): synapse; focal adhesion; cell surface
Molecular function (GO): C-X3-C chemokine binding; laminin binding; collagen binding involved in cell-matrix adhesion
Source: RefSeq, a predicted model, not a curated record